Molecule: messenger RNA, 1731 nt
Organism: Doryrhamphus excisus (bluestripe pipefish)
Lineage: Eukaryota; Metazoa; Chordata; Actinopteri; Syngnathiformes; Syngnathidae
Gene: tmem185a
Product: transmembrane protein 185
Source: RefSeq, a predicted model, not a curated record
GAAGCACUUGUUGGUGUCUUACUUUGACAUCAUUUCCGGUGAAGCCUUAGGGGGAAAAAAACAAAACAAGCUACAGCUAACAAGAAAAUGUAAUGUUUUUUUUAAACGCGCUUACUCGAAUAGAUGGCCACCAAAUGAGGCAAUGGUAUAAACAUUCUGUGAACCAUGAAUUUAAGAGGACUCUUUCAAGAUUUUAAUCCAAGCAAGUUCCUGAUCUACUUGUGCCUGCUACUUUUCUCUGUCUUAUUGUCCCUGAGGCUGGAUGGAGUCAUCCACUGGAGCUACUGGGCCGUCUUCACGCCAAUAUGGCUGUGGAAAGUGCUCGUCAUCAUCGGGGCCUCAGUGGGCACCGGGGUGUGGGCACACAACCCUCAGUACAGGGCUGAAGGCGAGACGUGCGUGGAGUUCAAGGCCAUGCUGAUUGCUGUGGGGCUCCACGUCCUCUUGCUCAUGUUUGAGGUGUUGGUGUGUGACCGGGUGGCAAGGGGAAACGGAAACUUCUGGCUCCUCGUCUUCAUGCCUCUGUUCUUCGUUUCGCCCGUCUCUGUGGCUGCCUGUGUCUGGGGGUUUCGACAUGACCGCUCCCUGGAAUUGGAAGUGUUUUGCUCAGUGAACAUUCUUCAGUUCAUCUUCAUCGCUCUGAAGUUGGAUGGCAUCAUCGACUGGCCUUGGCUGGUGAGUCCACGAGAUGACCUGAUGUACGGGUGCGUACAAGGAUCGUGUAGAGUCACAGGUGUGUUUGUGCAUGCACAGGUGGUGUGUGUCCCACUUUGGAUCCUCAUGUCCUUCCUGUGUCUCGUCGUCCUCUACUACAUUAUCUGGUCGGUCCUUUUCCUCCGCUCCAUCGACAUCAUCGCUGAGCAGCGGCGGACUCACAUCACCAUGGCCAUCAGCUGGAUGACCAUCGUGGUUCCGCUCCUCACCUUUGAGAUCCUACUGGUGCACAAGCUGGACAAACCCAACAGUUUGAGCUACGUGUGUGUCUUCGUGCCACUGUGGCUCUCGCUGCUCACACUCAUGGUCACCACUUUCGGACAGAAGGGGGGAAACCACUGGUGGUUUGGCAUUCGCAAGGACUUUUGCCACUUUCUGCUGGAGCUCCUCCCCUUCCUGCGAGAGUAUGGCAACGUCUCUUACGACCUCCAACGCAGUGAUGACCCAGAGGCUGCUGAGGACCCCCCGGUUCCUGAGCCGCCCCCCAAAAUUGCCCCCAUGUUCCAUAAGAAGACAGGUGUGGUGAUCACACAGAGUCCUGGCAAAUACUUUGUCGCCCCAUCCAAACUGUGCAUAGACAUGCCCGACUAAUGGCGGUGCCGGGCUAGGGCACCCUCACUCGGACUCUGUAUGAACAAAGAGCGGCUGUUGACUUUGCAGUCACAGGACAGGGUGGAGUCUUUUUUUUUUGAAGGACCUUUGACCUUCAGCGAACAUUAGAGCGGACACAGCUGAGGAGGUGAACGCGUAUGAAUGCUGCCUCGCUGUCAGAUGGGACCAUUGGAGAGACAGCCUCACAAGAGGACCUUAAAAGUGGUGGUACCAUGUUGUCCUUUUUGCUCUCUGCAAUCAUUCACGCUGCUUCCAUGAUGGUUCCACCUUGGAGGCCCCGUGCACUGAAAAAAAUUGCACUUACAUAUUCAGAGAAAUUCUUUUUCUAUUCCUGUAUGUAAAUAAGUGAAUUUGUCAUGAGGGACCAGAGCAACAGACAAAAUGCUAUAAAGGAGUCGACAUGUU